AGAAAGUGAACGAGGAAAGGGAGAGACAAGGUGCUAAGAGAGCAAAAAUAAAGGCUUUAACUACGGUGGAAAGUGGGAACAUGGAUGAUGAACCUCUCUCUUUUCCUCGCGCUGUUGCUUCUGCACUCAGCCUACUCAGCCUACUCAGCCUACGAAAACGUGGCCCUCCGCGGAAAAGCAACCCAGUCAUACCGUGCGUCGCACAGCUUUGGAGCGGCCUACAACGCCAUUGAUGGAAACCGUAACACUGACUUCAAUGCUGGAUCCUGCACCUUCUCCUCUGAACAGGUCAGACCCUGGUGGAAGGUGGACCUGCUGGAGUCCUACAUCGUCACCUCCAUCACCAUCACCAACAGAGGAGACUGCUGUGCAGAGGGACUCAACGGCCUGGAGAUCUAUGUAGGCCAAACAAAGGUUGCUAGUAUUGCCAGAAUCGGUGCUGGUGAGUCUUUCACUCACGUUUCUGAUGAACGUGUAGAGGGACGUGAGGUGAAGUUAGUGCUGCCUGGUAACAACCGGAUCCUCGUACUCUGUGAAGUGGAAGUCUACGGGUACCGAGCACCAACUGGAGAGAACCUUGCACUCAAAGGAAAAGCCACCCAGUCAUCACUCUAUGAUUUUCAAAGCAUUGCAUACAACGCCAUUGAUGGGAAUACUGGCAACAGAUGGGCUUAUGGAUCCUGCACUGCCACCACAAACAUGAUGAACCCCUGGUGGAGACUGGAUCUGGUAAAAACCCACAGAGUGUUUUCUGUAAAGGUAACAAACCGCGUAGAGGUCCCUGAAAGACUGAAUGGAGCUGAGAUUCACAUCGGAGAUUCCCUCGACAACCAUGGAAUCAACAACCCAAGGUGUGCUGUGAUUUCAAGUAUCCCGGCUGGUCAAACUGCUAAGUUCCAGUGUAAUGGGAUGGAUGGUCGGUAUGUCACCAUCAACAUCCCUGGGAGAGUGGAGAUCCUGACCCUGUGUGAGGUGGAGGUUUAUGGUUCUGUCCUGGAUUAGGAUCAUCAUAACUUAGCCACCACUGAUGUAUGUACUCACAUGAGUCUGACAUGUACA
Molecule: messenger RNA, 1059 nt
Organism: Cheilinus undulatus (humphead wrasse)
Lineage: Eukaryota; Metazoa; Chordata; Actinopteri; Labriformes; Labridae
Product: fucolectin-4-like
Exons: 6
Coding region: 85-1002 (305 amino acids)
Source: RefSeq, a predicted model, not a curated record